AUGCGUGUGUGCUGCCUGGUGUGAGCAGAAAGGGGUGGCCCUUUUGACUCCCCCAAGCAAGGGCGCCCACUUCGUCCGCCGGCCCGGCUCUCGUCUUUUUUUUUUUUGUGCAAGGUCGCUUUCAGAAACCAACCGGCAUUUUUCGGCACUCUGCGGCGCCUGGAUUAUUUGUGUUGUACUGGGACAUGCAGAGACCCACGGCGGAAGGCAGCCAGGCCUCCGGCCGCGGCAGCCCCUCCGCCAAUGCCGAGUCCGAAGCCAAGCGGCGGAAGAUCCGGAAGGGCACCCGCAGCUGCUGGGAGUGCAAGCGGAGGAAGACGCGAUGCAAUUAUGCGAACCCUGACGACGACGUCUGCAUUGGCUGCCGGCGUCGGGGCAUGGCCUGCGUGAGCCAGGAGUACGACGAGGAGCCCUCCCAGCAUAUCGAGAGGGCGCCAGAGAUUGGGGACCGCAUUGUACGAGUCGAGGCUCUAGUUGCCGAGCUUGUCAAGAAAGUCGGUGGGGCGCCAGGGUCAUCUCCAUGGAGCGAGGGGAUGAUGAGCAGCCGGCCCCGAACACCGCCUGCAGACGAUGUCGUCUUCCCCGGCCCCACCCUGCUCACGCCCGAUGACAGUGCCUCUGAGUCGGGCCCCCAAUCGAUGUACUGUGAUGAUACAUCAGCAGAGUCAUUGCCCUGCUACCAAUCGGAUGCUGGGCACGACCCGUCUCCCAGGGGGCGGGCAGUCACUGGUAGACCGGGAAUGAGGCUUGCGCCGGCCAGCGCAGGGAAGUAUCAGAACAUAUCGGAUGCACUCUACCGCCUCUUACCAUCUCAAGAGGUAUCCACCGCCAUCUGCACCUCGGGCGGCCUUACCAGCGUCUUCUUUCAACAGCUGUUCACCCAGCCAUAUACCGAACUGGACAGGGAAGGGCUGCUCACGCCCGAACACAUCGCCGUGCUGCCGCCUCCAACGGCUCAUCCUGUCUUGAUCGCGAAGAAGAUGCUCACUAUCGCCACCGUCAUCCAGUACCUCCGCCCGGAUCAGCAGCACCUGCUGCGAUGCUCAGAUGAUCCAAGAUUGGGGAUGCAGAAGAUGGUGGACGCUGCGAUCAACUUCGUCACCACAAAUGACGAGCUCGUCUGCUGCGCCGAGGGUCUCGAGUGCAUCCUCGUGGAGUGUGCUUUCCAAGCCAACAGCGGCAACCUGCGACGGGCGUUGGUAGCUAUCCGGAGGGCAAUGGUCAUCGCCCAGCUCAUGGGCAUUCAUCGCCCUGGCAACCUUCCCGUGAUGCAGCUGGACCCAGACACGCGUUUCCACCCAAACUUCGUGUGGUUCCGGCUCCUCUUCGCGGAUCGUCACCUCUGCAUGAUGCUCGGCCUCCCUCAGGGUUCCCACGACAUGAGCAUGAUCAACGAGCGGGACAUGGCCAACGACACGCCCAUUGGCAGGCUGGAGCGCAUGCAUUGCGCCAUCGCCUCGCGCAUCCUCGACCACCACGAGGCCGAUCCGUCGUCGAUAGACUGUGGUUCCAUCCAAGAGCUUGAUGCGGAGCUGCGGAGGGCCGCAGACAGCAUGCCAUCCAAGUUCUGGCUGCCCCAGAACUUCGUCAAUCUGGACACGGCAGAAGAGAUAGUCUUCGAGACGACACGGCUCGUCACCCAGCUCUUCCACUACAGCCUGCUCAGCCAGCUGCACCUCCCUUACAUGCUGCGCUCGUCGCCGGAGCGGAAGUACGACUACAGCAAGAUCACCUGCGUCAACUCGAGCAGGGAGUCGCUCACCCGGUUCAUCACCUUCCGCUCAUUCAACCAGGUCGCCUACUGCUGCCGCAUGGUCGACUUCAUCGCCCUCAUGGCGGCCAUGACCCUUCUCCUCGCCCACCUGGACGGCCACCGAAACAAGUACGACAAUUUCCUGCUGCACCAGCGGUUCAGCGACCGGGCCAUGGUGGAGAAGGUGCUGGAGAACAUGGAGAAUCUGAGCAAGCUCAACAUGGACGUGCUGUCCCACAAGAGCGCCGAGGUGCUCCGGAGCCUGCUGGCCAUCGAGGCCGAGGCGGCAGAGGGCGGGGCGUUCCGGGCGGACAAUCUGGCCGGGUCAGAGAUGGGGUCCGGGGAAGACCGGAGCAACAUGCUGAACAUAUGCAUCCCCUACUUCGGUACCAUCAAGAUUACAAAAUCGGACCUCAUAUUCAAGGAGGCAGCCGACCCGACAUUGCCGCCGCCGCCGCCACCACCUCCUCCUCCUCCACCAUCACAACCAUCAGAGCCGAGAAAGCCUCUCGAGUCCCCACCCGCAAACACGCUUCCAGCAGCACAGCCGCAGGGCCGAGGCCUCCAAUCGACCUCCCUGCUCCCCCACUCGCACUUUGACGGUGGGCUGCACCAGGCCGGCAGCAACACCGACCAGCUCCAGCAGAGCUUCCCAAGUUUCAUCGACGACUCUAUAACGCAGAACAUGCUCUAUCCCGGGUUCACGGCCACCACGGACGACUGGGCCUUCCAGGGGGUGGACACGGCCUUCUUCGACAGCCUGAUGAGCGGGGCGAACAGUGGGCAGGAGGAGGGGCAGAGGCAGGACUUUGGUGGUGGGGAGGGUCGGGGGAAUCCGUAUUGGGUGUUUCCAUCCUAGUAAUGCUGGGCUUGUGGAAGGGCGGAAGGGGGCCGGAGGAAAGGGGGGCAAGCGA
Phialemonium atrogriseum is the source of this 2667-nucleotide messenger RNA. RefSeq lists its product as uncharacterized. The record is from RefSeq and is a predicted model, not a curated record. The coding region runs from base 186 to 2612 and encodes 808 amino acids. Gene Ontology annotation, molecular function: DNA-binding transcription factor activity, RNA polymerase II-specific; zinc ion binding. Lineage: Eukaryota; Fungi; Ascomycota; Sordariomycetes; Cephalothecales; Cephalothecaceae. Gene Ontology annotation, biological process: regulation of DNA-templated transcription. The transcript is spliced from 2 exons.